Messenger RNA from Ictidomys tridecemlineatus (thirteen-lined ground squirrel), 4150 nucleotides. It is a transcript of the gene Unc45a, whose product is annotated as unc-45 myosin chaperone A. Gene Ontology annotation, cellular component: cytoplasm. NCBI's taxonomy places the organism in Eukaryota, Metazoa, Chordata, Mammalia, Rodentia, Sciuridae. The record is from RefSeq and is a predicted model, not a curated record. Gene Ontology annotation, molecular function: Hsp90 protein binding.
UCAUGGCUUAGAUAGAAAGAUGAUGGGGUUCCUAGAAUCAAGGCUGAGGUGGAGGUGACUUCUCAUGGGCUUCCAAAAAAGGAGGCCAGGCCCCUUGAUGACAGGCCUGUCAGUGGGGCUGCUACUGCUCUUCAGUUGGAUGACCUUUGCCCAACCCACAUCUCUCUCAGCAUUGGCUUACCAUCCCAACUUGUGCCAGACCACCCAGGAUGCUGAAGGCCGCCACUACCCUGGUUUCUUCUGUCCCCGGCUCUCUGAUACUCCCGAGGAAGCCUACUGCUGUCACCUGCAGGCUGCAGGGGGCUACUGCUGUACCCAGGAUGAAUUUGAGGCCCUAUACCAAGUCAACCUGUCUGCUCUUCCUCCGCCACCCAUCCUUAGGGGCCCGGGUGCUUUCCUAGCCCUGGGCCUCUACAGCCUACUGAUUGUGGCCCUGAUGACCGCAGACCUCCUGCACUUCUGCAGCGGUCGGGGCCGGGGCGCUGGCCGGAGCUGUAGCCGCCGCAGGUCCUCCGCUGGCUCCUCCGCUGCGCGCCCCCUGCAGGUCCCGGAGCUCACAAACUAGGUGCGCGGGCUAGAGGGGCGGAACCUCCCCUCCAGCCCCCCGCCCCUGCCCGGUCGCGCUCUCCUUGGCCCGCCCCUCUCUGACGCCGCCUCCGACUCAGAGCUGGGGCGCGUCAGCCACUGGCAGCUUCCAGAGCCCAGGGCCACCUCCGCCCCAGAGACUGCGCCUGCGCGGGCCCGGGACUUCGGCUCCGUGAUGACUGCCAGCUCAGUGGAGCAGCUGCGCAAAGAGGGCAACGAGCUGUUCAAAUGCGGAGACUACGAGGGCGCCUUAUCGGCCUAUACCCAGGCCCUAGGUCUGGGCGCGACGCCCCAGGACCAGGCCAUUCUGCACCGGAAUCUGGCUGCUUGUCACCUCAAGCUGGAAGAUUAUGAUAAAGCAGAAACGGAGGCAUCUAAAGCCAUUGAAAAGGACGGUGGGGAUGUCAAAGCACUUUACCGGAGGAGCCAAGCCCUAGAGAAACUGGGCCGCCUGGAUCAAGCUGUCCUUGACUUGCAGAGAUGUGUGAGCCUAGAACCCAAGAACAAAGUCUUCCAGGAAGCCCUGCGGAGCAUUGGAGGCCAGAUUCAGGAGAAGGUACGAUACAUGUCCUCAACAGAUGCCAAAGUGGAACAAAUGUUUCAGAUACUGUUGGACCCAGAAGAAAAAGGGACUGAGAAGAAGCAAAAGGCUUCUCAGAACUUGGUGGUGCUGGCCCGAGAGGAUGCUGGAGCUGAGAAGAUCUUCCGGAGCAAUGGGGUUCAGCUCUUGCAACGCCUGCUAGACACUGGAGAAACUGACCUCAUGCUGGCAGCUCUGCGUACACUGGUUGGCAUUUGCUCUGAGCAUCAAUCACGGACAGUGGCAACUCUGAGUGUGCUGGGAACUCGACGAGUGGUCUCCAUCUUGGGUGUGGAAAACCAGGCUGUGUCCCUGGCUGCCUGCCACCUGCUACAAGUUAUAUUUGAUGCCCUCAAAGAAGGUGUCAAAAAAGGUUUCCGAGGCAAAGAAGGUGCCAUCAUUGUGGAUCCUGCCCGGGAGCUGAAGGUCCUCAUCAAUAAUCUCUUGGAGCUACUGACUGAGGUUGGGGUCUCUGGCCAAGGCCGAGAUAAUGCUCUGACCCUCCUGAUUAAAAUAGUGCCCCGGAAAUCACCUAAGGAUCCCAACAAUAGCCUGACUCUCUGGGUUAUUGACCAAGGUCUGAAAAAGAUCUUGGAGGUGGGGGGCUCCUUGCAGGAUCCUCCUGGGGAGCUUGCAGUGACAGCAAACAGCCGUAUGAGUGCCUCCAUUCUCCUCAGCAAGCUCUUUGAUGACCUGAAGUGUGAUGCUGAGAGGGAGAAUUUCCACCGACUCUGUGAAAACUACAUCAAGAGCUGGUUUGAGGGCCAAGGGCUGGCCGGGAAGCUACGGGCCAUCCAGACAGUGUCCUGCCUCCUGCAGGGCCCAUGUGACGCCGGUAACCGGGCCUUGGAGCUGAGUGGUGUCAUGGAGAGUGUGAUUGCUCUGUGUGCCUCUGAGCAGGAGGAAGAGCAGCUGGUGGCUGUGGAGGCUCUGAUCCAUGCAGCUGGCAAGGCCAAGAGGGCCUCAUUUAUCACUGCCAAUGGUGUCUCGCUGCUAAAGGACCUGUAUAAGCAUAGUGAGAAGGACAGCAUCCGCAUCCGGGCACUGGUGGGACUCUGCAAGCUUGGUUCAGCUGGAGGGACUGACUUUAGCAUGAAGCAGUUUGCUGAAGGCUCUACUCUGAAGCUGGCCAAGCAGUGUCGAAAGUGGCUAUGCAAUGACCAAAUCGAUGCGGGCACUCGGCGCUGGGCAGUGGAGGGCCUGGCUUACCUCACCUUUGAUGCUGAUGUGAAAGAAGAGUUUGUGGCGGAUGAGGCUGCUCUGAAGGCUCUGUUCCAGCUCAGUAGGUCCGAGGAGAGGUCGGUGCUCUUCGCAGUUGCUUCAGCACUGGUCAACUGCACCAACAGCUAUGACUAUGAGGAGCCUGACCCCAAGAUGGUGGAGCUGGCCAAGUAUGCUAAGCAGCACUUGCCUGAGCAGCACCCUAAGGACAAACCGAGCUUUGUGAGGGCUCGGGUGAAGAAGCUGCUGGCAGCAGGUGUGGUGUCAGCCAUGACAUGUAUGGUGAAGACUGAGAGCCCUGUGUUGACUAAUUCCUGUAGAGAGCUGCUCUGUAGAGUCUUCCUGGCUUUGGUAGAAGAGGUGGAGGACAGAGGCACUGUGGUUGCUCAGGGGGGAGGCAAGGCUCUGCUUCCACUGGCUCUGGAAGGCACUGAAGUGGGACAGACAAAGGCAGCCCAGGCUCUUGCAAAGCUCACCAUCACCUCCAAUCCAGAGAUGACCUUCCCUGGUGAGCGGAUCUAUGAAGUGGUCCGGCCCCUCGUCUCCCUAUUGCACCUCAACUGUUCAGGAUUGCAGAACUUCGAGGCGCUCAUGGCCCUAACAAACCUGGCGGGGAUCAGUGAGAGGCUCAGACAGAAGAUUCUAAAGGAGAAAGCUGUGCCCAUGAUUGAGGGAUACAUGUUUGAGGAACACGAGAUGAUCCGCCGGGCAGCCACAGAGUGCAUGUGCAACUUGGCCAUGAGCAAGGAGGUGCAGGACCUCUUUGAAGCCCAGGGCAAUGACCGGCUGAAGCUGUUGGUGCUAUACAGUGGAGAAGAUGAUGAAUUGUUACGGCGGGCAGCUGCUGGAGGCUUGGCCAUGCUCACGUCAAUGCGACCCUCACUGUGCAGCCGUAUCCCCCAAGUGACCACACAUUGGCUGGAGAUCUUACAGGCCCUGCUUCUGAGCCCCAACCAGGAGCUGCAGCACCGGGGUGUUGUGGUGGUGUUGAACAUGGUGGAUGCCUCUAAGGAGAUUGCCAGCACCCUGAUGGAGAGUGAGGUGCUAGAGAUCCUGUCAGUCCUGGCUAAGGGCGAGGAAGGCCCUGUUACUCGGGCUGCUGCAGCCUGCCUAGGAAAAUCAAUGGAAUAUGGGCUUAUCCAACCCAACCAGGAUAAAAAGUGAGGGCUGCCCUUGGCCCAAGGCUCUCACACACACUACCUAUUGCACUGAGAAUAAGGACAGAAGCAGCUUUGGUUGAUGGGCCCUGGGAUACCAAACACUCUUGCCUCUUCUCCACAGCUGCACUUUGACAAUCUGUUGAGUUAUGGAUCAUAAUCAGUCAUACAGCCCUGCUCUGCCAGCACUGCCUUGAGCCUUACUCACAGGGGCCCUAUUUCUUCACCGCUGUAGAGAGCUGGGGAGAGGCAUUACAACUCUGCCUGUGGAUUCUAGGCAUCAGGAAGGGCGUAUCAGUAGCCUCUUAGCUGUUAGUAUCCUUUCAGUCUGUUAGGUCUGCCCCUCUAAUAAAGUGUAUGGUACUCAAAUGUGUGCUUUCUCUCUGAGCAGGGAGGACUCUGUGGGCAGGAGCUGGAUAUGGGUGAGUGUACAGUAGAGUUCUGUAGCAGCAGGAGAACCACCUUUAUGGAAGGAAUCUGAUAGAUUUACCUCUCCGGGGCCCACUGAGUUGCUUUUAAUCCUGCUGGAGAGAGAAGGGGUAAGACCAGGAAGCUGGUCAAUAGAAACCAUUCAGUUUCCUGGAAAUAAAUGGUUUUAGGAUAUGGA